Messenger RNA from Trichoderma aggressivum f. europaeum, 4731 nucleotides. RefSeq lists its product as uncharacterized. The record is from RefSeq and is a predicted model, not a curated record. Gene Ontology annotation, biological process: regulation of GTPase activity. The transcript has 3 exons. NCBI's taxonomy places the organism in Eukaryota, Fungi, Ascomycota, Sordariomycetes, Hypocreales, Hypocreaceae. Bases 1 to 4731 code for a protein of 1576 amino acids.
AUGCCCCAAGGGGUCCCCGCUCGAGGACUUUGGUUUGCGCCUGUGUCCGCUGUGGGUAUCGAAAGCACAGUCGCUCAGGCGGACGGGCCACUAGCAUCCUCACACGACGUCAAGGCCCUUCUUCAGAAGCCUCCGGCGACUUUUGGCCGGAACUCUAUUCCCAGGAGAGACAACCAGUCGACACGCAGCCAAGGAGAGGCUACUGCCGGUGCUGCCAGGGACAAGACGGCGGCUUACCACGCGAGCCUGCAGCACGCAAACUCUCUCUCUGUGUGGUGUCUGCGUGUUUGGCAAGGGGAUAGCCAACCGUGGGCAAUCCCGCAGAUGGUAGCUGGCACACACACAGUCACUCACACACACCACACUCUCUCUCCUCCAUUCUUCUUCCUCUCUCCUCUCCCUUCCCACCGCAGUCAUCGUGGGGAAGGGAACUGCGAGUGCCUGCUGGACCGUGCCGUACAGACCCAAGAUCCGGAUCCUCUAGCAUCAGGUAAAUUCACUCAGCGUCUCUUCCCGCUCCGCCAAAUCAGGUCUGACUGGCAUCCUCGGUGUUCCGUCCACAGCACAAUACCUACUAGCAUCCAUCGCUACCCUGCCGCAUCCCCAUUGUGCCUCCACUCCGGCCCUGUUGCAACCCCCAUCUACGGUCCCCCUAGUCCGCAACGUAGCGCCGCGAACAGUCGAGAACCCCGCUACCACCACGGCAGCGGCAGCAUCGUCGCGGCCGUUUCAACUCGAGCGUCAAGCAGCCGUCGCGCAUCGCCAGACCCAGCGUUCCGAAGCCUAAGCAACGACCGUGACGGCAGCGUCCAAAACGACGUCAGUGCCGACAACAACGACAACAGCAGCCCGACGAGUGCUACAGGUACGACGAGUAGUGGCGGCGACGUUCGAUGUGGCACUGGAGUCCGCAUGGUGUUGAACAAUGGCAUGAGCAUGUCACCGCCAGUCAUGGAUGGAUAUGCAACCCGCCUGCACGAGGGCGGUAGCGAUAGCGAGGACCAGGCCCUGCUGCAGCGGCAGCAGCAACGACAGGCCCAGGAUCAGAGCCUAAUCCAGAGUCGGCAUUACCACCAGGGCCAUAUGCAGAAGCAGCGACAGCGGCCCCAAACCCCUCUCGAAUUCCACCGGUUCAACUUGGAGCGCCUCAGCGCUUCGAAUCUCAGGUCUUCAUUUAGGGUCAAUGCCAGCCCGAGACCUGGUCGUUCCAUCACACCUGACCUCCCUCCAGGUCAAGGUGGUGCUGCGAGCGCUGCGCUUUCUGAUUCUACCAUGGCCCACCCAUCCCGCGGCAUUGGUUCCCAGCAGGGCUCGCCUAGGUCUAUCCCGGGGAGCAUUGGCCGUCGCCAAGGUGUCGUCUUCACCAGCGAUGCUGCUUGCGAUUCUUCGGAUGGCACAGACUCCAGCCCCGCGACUCACCAGCAGAGAAGUUCAAACGGUCCCCCGAUACGGCCCAGGACGCGCACAAUGGACGCCUCUAUGCUAGGGCCACGAGGGCCGUCUUCAGCGGCCGAGUUUCGACAUCGAGUUAGCAGCGUCUCGUCCGGGUCGCAGCCCUCCAUCGACGACCCAAAAACGUUGACGCCAAGUUCCGACCCGGCCAGCUACUCGACGAUACCGACCGUCAGAGUCCCCGAAAUCUCAACCCCAACCUCCGCCUCCAAGGACAAGAGCAAAUCAACUCACCACAAUCGACGGCUUCUAAAGCGUCAACCCUCUCGACCCUCUUCGCCAUUAGUCGCACCCCAGCCCUCUGUCGAUUCCUUCCCGUACCCCAUCCCAACCGACGAUGCGAACCGCCUAAUAUCGCUAAUGAAGGCUCUCGGCGGGCGAAUGCGUGGCGAACUGGAAUACCAGGGUGAGUACCAGGGAACAUGGCACACCGGAAUGGCCUACAUCGACGAGGAAAAGGGCACUCUCAUGUUCGGGCUGGGCCAUACCGGCCAGAACGCUUCCUUCCACAUCCCUCUAGUUUCCGACCUGCGAGGCUGCAAAGUUCACGUCACGGGCUACCCCGACGCAGAGAGGGAAUGCCUAGAGAUUGUCCCCAACCAACUAGGCCUGGAGCUCCUGCUUAGGCCCAUUAUAUCGGAGGAGCUGGAGCUGUGGCUCGCCGCGCUCUUGUGCUGGCAGCAGCUCGCGCCUCUCAACCUCAAAGUACCCAACGGGAAACCCAACAGCCCUUCAGGGCCCAUUCGCCCGGAGAUGAGGCGGCGGGCCAAGUCGAGCGAUGCGGCGAGGGCCACAAACAUCAUCAAGGUCGGCAAGUUCAUGCUCUGGGACAAGGGCCCGGCCAGGUCGGCACGUGCCGUCGUCCAGCGAUCGUCAACGAGGGAUCUCAUGCACCCUUCCAUGUUUUGGAGAAGGAUUUCAUGCGUUUUACAGGAUAAUGGAGAGUUUAGGCUCCUGAUGGAGAACGACGUCUCGGUCUUGUCCAGCAUCGAACUGUCGCAGCUUUCCCGGUGCGCCAUCCAGGGCCUCGACCGCAGCGUCCUGGAAGAAGAGUACUGCAUUGCCAUUUUCCCCAUCUAUGCCUCUACGGCCACCCACGUUUCUAUUUUUCGACCCGUCUAUCUGGCCGUCGACAGCCGCAUCGACUUCGAGGUUUGGUUCGCUCUGCUGCGGACAUUCGCCGUUCCCGACAUCUUUUGCCUGGACGACCCCCAGACGGAUGAAAUUCAGGAUGUCGCCGAUAUCGAGAAAGAUCAACCGGGAGAGGUUUUCCGCAUGGAGAAAAUCAUCAGAGUAAGAGUCAUAGAGGCCAAGAUCAAAGCCACUCCAAGCGUUGAAUGGUUCGCGCCUGAGAAGUGCGGCAGGGUUGGUCCUGAUCCUCUAGUCGGAAGCUAUCUGGCAGAAGUCAUUUUGGAUGGCGAGGUCAGAGCCAGAACGACUACCAAGAUGGACACAAAGAAUCCCUUUUGGAGAGAAGAUUGCGAGUUUAACGAUUUGCCGCCGAUAAUCCAAGACCUGUCCAUUGUGCUAAAGCGAACGGACUGCGGGCCGGACGGGUACUCGAAAUCGGGAAGCUCGCCAGAGAUUAUUUGUGGGAGUGUAAGAAUCGCCCUAAACGACUUGGACAGAGGCCAGGGACAGGAACAGUGGCAGCCCAUCUUGGACGAAAAGCAACAGAACAUUGGUUCAAUGUUAAUCAAGGUGUUUCACGAUGAGCAUGUUGCCCUUUUGUCGAAAGAAUACCAGCCUCUGUCCGAAAUUCUGCACCGAUUCCCAACGGGCCUGACCACACUCAUCUCUGCAUCCCUGCCCGGCCAGCUUCGGACACUAUCGGAGCUGUUUCUCAACAUCUUCCAGGCCUCUGGAUCUGCAAGCGAGUGGCUAAUGGCCCUGGUCGAGGAUGAGAUUGAUGGAAUAGGAAGCCAGACCUCAAUCAAGAAGUACCGGUAUAGCAAUAGGCUCAAGUCGAGUGAAUCGAUGGAAUCCUCCAACGAUCGAGAGGUGAUGGUCCGCGAUAUCCACAAGACGCUAGCCGGAGAGGCCAACCUACUCUUCAGAGGUAACUCGUUGCUAACGCAGUCUCUCGAGUUCCACAUGCGACGCUUGGGCAAAGAAUACCUGGAAGAAAUAUUACAGGACAAGAUAUACGAGAUUAACGAGUUGAAUCCGGAUUGCGAGGUUGAUCCGAGCAAGCUGGCACACACGGGAGGAGAUUUGGAUCAACACUGGGGUCGUCUUAUCCACCUCACGACGGAAAUCUGGCUCUGUAUCGCAGAUUCGGCCGAAAGGAUACCGGCGGAGCUGAGACACGUUCUCAAGUACAUCCGCGCCGUGGCCGACGACCGCUAUGGCGACUUCCUCCGUACCGUCAGCUACACCUCCAUCUCGGGUUUCCUUUUCUUGCGCUUCAUAUGCCCUGCUAUCCUGUCACCCAAGCUGUUCGGGCUGCUCCGAGAUCAUCCUAGACCACAAGCACAACGUACCUUGACGCUCAUUGCCAAGGCACUACAGAAACUUUCCAACCUUUCUACGUUUGGAAAGCGAGAAGAAUACAUGGAACCGAUGAACCGCUUCCUGACCCAACAACGGCAGACCUUCCGAGGCUUCAUCGACCACGUUUGCGGCAUCCCAGCCGAUCGAGGCGGCCGAACCCUACCCCCGAGCUACAUCACACCCGUCACAAUCUUAAACCGCUUGGGGCCUACAGCACGCGAAGGAUUCCCCAGCCUGCCGUACUUGAUCGACCAGGCCCGGGGCUUCGCGAGUCUCGUCAAAUUAUGGGUGGAUUCACGUCCCAUUGACGUCAAGCAGUCCCAAGUAGAUGGGGAGCUGUUGAUAUUCAACGAUCUGUGCUUUGGUUUGCAAAAGCGCGCCGACGCUUGCCUGGCCAAAGUGGUGGAUUUCCGAAACAGAGAGGUCCCUUCGUUCAUGUCCGCCGACCAACUUGCCGAAAUCCUGGAACAGGUCAACUUUACCGGGCCUUAUCACCCGUAUUACCCAGGAAGUCCAUCUUCCAUGCCGAGCAGCUACGAGCGGCCCCCCGGUAGCUCCAGCAGCGAUGGGGGCGGAGAUUCGAAACCAAACCGACGCAGUAAAGAAUGGAAGCGUGGAAGAGACGAAGCGGACUCAAAGAAGGGGAAUAGUCCCCGAAACACAAGCGGCUCAGCCACCGGGAGUGUGAAGCAGAAGAAUGGAAAAGUUGGCAGGAGUCUUUUGAGCGGCAUCAUGAAGAUUGGUGGCUCAAGAGCCGAGAGUCCAGAAACUAAAGGGCAAAGAUGA